Colletotrichum lupini is the source of this 765-nucleotide messenger RNA. RefSeq names its product transcription initiation factor IID. Gene Ontology annotation, cellular component: transcription factor TFIID complex. Gene Ontology annotation, biological process: transcription by RNA polymerase II; RNA polymerase II preinitiation complex assembly. The coding region runs from base 1 to 765 and encodes 254 amino acids. The record is from RefSeq and is a predicted model, not a curated record. NCBI's taxonomy places the organism in Eukaryota, Fungi, Ascomycota, Sordariomycetes, Glomerellales, Glomerellaceae. The transcript has 3 exons. Gene Ontology annotation, molecular function: protein heterodimerization activity.
AUGUGGCCUGAGCUUGGAGCUCUGCAUCAGCCACGUUUGGAUGUCGGAGCGCCACCCCCACAGCCAGCAGGGGUGCUGGACAAGGCCCAGAACCUGAGGCUCAGGAAGGUGCCUUAUCUUAUCGCAACCCUGCAAGCUGAGAGCCCUUUCGAAUCCGUCCAGAGCGAAUACAACGAAAAUCAGAAACAUCUUGCCCUUCACGAUCGGAUAAUCAGGAAUUACCUGUCCAUCAUGGAGCCUCGCGCCCGCGCCGCCAAAAAUGUUGGCAAAAUGAACUUCAGCCACAACGAGCUGGCUCAACUACUAUACGCCCACGGCGACGUAAGGAAUCCGCUCCCCGAAACGAUUCGCGUGCUCGACGAGAUCGUAACCGAGUUCAUCCAAGGCAUGGCCUUCGAGGCGACGCGCGCAGCCAACUACGCGGGAAGGCAGAAGGUCAAAUACGAGGACUUUGAAUUCGCGUUCCGCAAGAACGACGCCUUUCUCGGAAAGGUCCAGGAGGUCUUUGAGAAGAAGGGCGAGAUCGAGUCGGCCAAGAAGAUUUUCACAAAGGACGACGAGGCGGUGCUCAUGAAGGACGCCGCGGACCAGGAGCACGGCAAGAAGGAUAAGGCUGCCAACGGUACGGGCGAGGCUUCGAGUGCGGCGGACGCGGCGGUGAAGCAAGAGGAGGAGCUGGGCGAGGCCGACGACGACGCUGAUGCCGAAAGUGAGGUCGCGGGACGACCGUCGAAAAGGGUCAGAUUGGACGGGGACGGGAAGUGA